This is a messenger RNA of Verticillium nonalfalfae, 201 nucleotides long. RefSeq names its product snoRNP complex protein (gene NOP10). The record is from RefSeq and is a predicted model, not a curated record. Gene Ontology annotation, biological process: rRNA pseudouridine synthesis; ribosome biogenesis; snRNA pseudouridine synthesis. The transcript is spliced from 4 exons. Gene Ontology annotation, cellular component: box H/ACA snoRNP complex; box H/ACA telomerase RNP complex. NCBI's taxonomy places the organism in Eukaryota, Fungi, Ascomycota, Sordariomycetes, Glomerellales, Plectosphaerellaceae. Gene Ontology annotation, molecular function: box H/ACA snoRNA binding; telomerase RNA binding. Bases 1 to 201 code for a protein of 66 amino acids.
AUGCAUCUCAUGUAUACCCUCGAUGAGGCGGGCAACCGCCUGUACACUCUCAAGAAGGUCACCGACGAAGCCAAGGUCACCAAGAGCGCUCACCCUGCCCGUUUCUCUCCUGACGACAAAUGGAGUCGUCAGCGUGUGACGCUCAAGCGUCGUUUCGGUCUCCUGUUGACACAGCAGAAGGACAAGGAGCACGCUGCCUAA